Molecule: messenger RNA, 884 nt
Organism: Caenorhabditis angaria
Lineage: Eukaryota; Metazoa; Nematoda; Chromadorea; Rhabditida; Rhabditidae
Source: the annotation of a GenBank genome assembly
AUGCCAUCAAAUCUAGCUCUCUAUUGUUUCCUAUCAAUUCUGAUUCUGAUUCUCCCAAGGUUUUCCGAAUCUCAAGUUCGAAAAAUUGAUCCACAAAGUCCGCCGCCAAUUCAUAUUCAACAACAUCGCUACGAUUUUCCGCAAAAUCGAUGUUUUAGUUGUAUGUCGAAAAUGUAUGAGAUGUAUUUUGACAAGGUUUUGAGCAGGUUGGUCUGGAAUUUUUGGCUGAAGUUCUUUGAGUUGAAAAUUCACCUGUUAUUUUCUAGCUACCUCUACCGACCCCUAAACUUCACUUCUGCUUGUGAUGAAAAUCCAGACACUUCCAAACUUCAACUCGUCAAAUGCAGAUCAAUUUGUUUAACGAUAGUUGAGGAAUUUCAUAUGCUAGGUAAUCGGUACAUUUUUAGCUGAUUCGAGAAACUCUGAAAAUAUUUAGGUAAACCCACUGGUGAUCGAUUAUUUAUGAGAGGUUGCGCAUUGACAAUGACGAAAAGAGGAAUCUCGAAUAAGACGAUGGCAUUUUUUGAUAGAUAUGAUCGAUGCAGGUGAGUCUAGAAGUUAGCCUAAGUCAAGGCAGCUUCAAAUUUUUGAAAACAUAUUCGAGUAGAUCAAAAAUAUUUUGUUGAGAAUUUAGGCGCUGCAAAAGCGGAGCAUCGUUGUACCUGAAAUCAAUUUUGUCCACCCACAAACCAUCUAUUUUUUCCAGAAACGUCUCCGCCAAUGAAAUGUUUCCCCACGCCGAUCUUCAAAUGUCACCACUUCGAGUCUGCAGUUGUUUAGGUGAUCGUUGUAAUGGAGCUGCUCACAAUUUCCAUAAACUCACCAAUUAUUUGUCCUAUUCAAUACCAUUUCUUUUUGCUUUUCUUGAAGUUUUGGUGUUUUGA